Messenger RNA from Capronia coronata CBS 617.96, 687 nucleotides. RefSeq lists its product as uncharacterized. The transcript has 2 exons. Bases 1 to 687 code for a protein of 228 amino acids. The record is from RefSeq and is a predicted model, not a curated record. Lineage: Eukaryota; Fungi; Ascomycota; Eurotiomycetes; Chaetothyriales; Herpotrichiellaceae.
AUGGGCACCUUCAGUCCUGGCGUGACCAUCAUCCUCGCCGCCGUUGCAUUACUCCUCCUCAUCUGUUUCGCCUGGGCCAUCUACGCCCAUCUGAUGCCAUACCUACGGCACCCUCGAAGUAGGCCCGUCCUGACCCUACCACAACAAAACACACAACAGCCCGAUGUCAAGAACCGCCAGGCCGAGCUGAGAAGGUCUCUGUACGGCACGCCGCAUCUGCUGUUCCAAGAGCCGAGGAAUGAUAUUUCAGACUACUAUACCUUGCAGCACUCCCACUCCUAUUUUUCGACGCAUGCUUUGGACUUUUCGCGACCUCCGUCGUCCUCGGCCCUUCUUUCUGGAGAUAUUCACUCGUCUUUACUGCAGCGGUGCUGGCAAUGCCACUGGGACGGGAUCCGGGUCGAGUUCAAGACCAAAAUCACGACGUUACGAUUCCUCCACGAGCCUGAAAUCUCUGAAAUCCCAGAACCGCAGAUCCGCGCCUCCGCUUGUAACCGAAAUGCCCAAGUCCAAGCCCAUGGCAUGGCCAUUGCCGUUGGCACCAGACUUUCGUCUGUCCCUGCCGAGUUCACCAUCGCCUUCACCUUCACAUCGAAACGCCUCUAUAUCCGAUUUGAUGCCGGCCUUUCUGUCACCGUCGCCGUAUACGCGUGGUCCAGCAAUGUCCGCUACGACGUUCAUGAAUAG